Molecule: messenger RNA, 1781 nt
Organism: Zophobas morio
Lineage: Eukaryota; Metazoa; Arthropoda; Insecta; Coleoptera; Tenebrionidae
Product: sodium-dependent noradrenaline transporter-like
Exons: 3
Coding region: 1-1764 (587 amino acids)
Biological process (GO): sodium ion transmembrane transport
Cellular component (GO): plasma membrane
Source: RefSeq, a predicted model, not a curated record
AUGGCCCCUAUAAUCGAAACUAGCUCCACAUGGAGUUCCAAUUUCAAACUAAACCUAGCCAUGCUGAGUUACUCCACUGGGUUAACCAUCCCAAGACUGGCAAGUCCACUUCUUCUGAGAACUAAAAUUGGGUUACUUCUUUUGGUGCCAGUUCAGCUACUAGUCAUGUUUAUUAUCACGAUUCCUUGCUUGUUUAUGGAACUGGCUUUGGGACAAUAUUCCAACAAAGCGGCACUCAAUGUGUGGAAUAUGUGUCCAGUUCUUAAAGGAAUCGGGAUAUGUAGCUUUGCCACGUUCAUACUAUACCAAACUUACUACUUUUAUCUCUGUACUUGUACCCUAUCUUUUGCGUUUUUGUCUUUGACGAGUAACCAACAACAAUGGAAGUCGUGCAAUGGGACUUGGAAUAAAAUCAAUUGCUACACUUUGCGUGAUAAUUACACUAGAAGAUUCGAGUGCAGUCAGAAGUAUAACAGAGACAAGUGUGACAAAAUGCAGUGGCAGUCAAGUAUAGAACAGUUUUAUUUCUACCGAAUACUGAACAUUGAUGACGAUGGUUACGUUGGUACCCCGCAACAAGAACUUCUCAUUUUUGCAUUAGUAACGAUAAUUUUGCUAUUUUUUGCAAAUUAUGGGGGACCGAAAUCAACUGAAAAUUUCUUGAUUGUUUUAGCAAUAAUUCCAAUCAUCCAGUUAAUGAUUUUGUUUUUCACACCUCUCACGAAGAGCAAUGUUUCAUUAACAUUGAACUAUUUGUUCAAACACUUUGAUACAAGACAGCUCAAAGAUAUCAAAGUUUGGUCUACGAUUAUAGAACUGUCGUUAAGUACAUCUGGUUUAGGGUUUGGGGCUUACAUUACUCUAGGAACACAUUCUUCUUUCCGAAGCCCCAUUCAUCUGAAAAUUGUCGUCAUAAGUCUGUUGACUUCUUUAUUCACCAUUGUUUACACUAUCACGUUACAGAACUUCCUCGUGUCGCUUUGUCUACACAGUAAAAUGCUGAGUGAAGACUUUCUUAGUUUGGAGCAAGAACUAUCAAUGCCUGAUGCUGCAUUUUUCUUAGAACAUAGUCCGCGUUACUGGAUGGUCAUGUGGCUGUCGAACUCUUACAUGCUCGGUUUACGUACUCUGAUAGUGAUGAUGUCCGUCAACACAGAAGUCAUCUAUAGCUCCAUACCAAACAUAAGAAAACGUCACAACUUUUGCGUUUUCCUUUUCUGUUUGCUAUUCUACAGCGGAGGGAUUUUUUUCGCCACUAGAAUCGGGUACUUCGUGGUCAAAACCAUCGACAAAAUCAUGAACGAGUUCAUUUUCAUUAUUCUAAACACUUUUAAUUUGGUCGCAGUGGUAUGCUUCUACGGGUUGCGAAAAUUCAGAGACGAUGUUCACUUCAUGAUCGGAAUACGAUUUUCGGCUUACUCGAACGCUCUCUACAUUCUUAACCCUUUGCUUCUAGGGUCACUACUAAUCUACAACGUGUACAACUUCUACACACACAAGGUCGACGUGAAAUUUCCGUGGAUGCGUAGUCUCGAAAUUUUUUUUCUUUGGUUUAUUCUUGUGGCUGUUGUGUUUUAUUUUUUUGUCUACUUGGUCUUGGUCGUUUUGGGGAAGAACUUGCCAGUUUUCAAACCGGCAGCUGAUUGGGGCCCACGAUAUUCGACUCUGGUCAAGAGCAGAAGAAUGUUUAAGGCGUACAACAUGGCGAAGGAGUAUCUUUACCGGCAGGAACGUUUCCGGCAUUUGAGGGAAACCAACGUGUGAAAAAAAAGCGGACUAAC